Messenger RNA from Baudoinia panamericana UAMH 10762, 405 nucleotides. RefSeq lists its product as uncharacterized. Gene Ontology annotation, biological process: protein polyubiquitination. NCBI's taxonomy places the organism in Eukaryota, Fungi, Ascomycota, Dothideomycetes, Mycosphaerellales, Teratosphaeriaceae. Gene Ontology annotation, molecular function: ubiquitin protein ligase activity; metal ion binding. The record is from RefSeq and is a predicted model, not a curated record. The transcript is spliced from 2 exons. The annotation marks the transcript as partial.
CCACACCCAAAUGCCCAUGUCGAAGCGAUGAACAACUUCUCUCCUCUGCCAGCGACUGGCACGAGACAGAACAGACGAUCAAUGGGCGUCGAUCACAAUGGCAUCCGAACGCCAGGAGAAAGGGACGGUGCCAUGCCUAUGCCUGUGGCCGGCGCACCACGUCCCUUCGGACCCUACCCGACCGGUGCUGGCGCAUACGGCCCGCUACCAAGAAGUCCGCCGAAGAACAAGAACACCCAACACGUACCCUGCAAAUUCUUCCUUCAAGGCGGCUGUCAGGCUGGAGCUGCAUGCCCCUUCUCCCACGACCUCGAAUCAACCACCCGCCCAGCACCCUGCAAGUACUUCGCUAAGGGCGGCUGCAAAUUCGGGCGCAAGUGUGCAUUGCUACAUAUCACCCCAGAC